This is a messenger RNA of Cordyceps fumosorosea ARSEF 2679, 1782 nucleotides long. RefSeq names its product FAD-binding, type 2. Bases 1 to 1782 code for a protein of 593 amino acids. Lineage: Eukaryota; Fungi; Ascomycota; Sordariomycetes; Hypocreales; Cordycipitaceae. The transcript is spliced from 5 exons. The record is from RefSeq and is a predicted model, not a curated record. Gene Ontology annotation, molecular function: FAD binding; oxidoreductase activity.
AUGGCGUCCGUUACCAGCACCGCAAUCUUGCUCCUGGCCGCGGCCGGCUCCCAGGUUGCCGCCGUUCCUGACUACGGGCGGCCUCGCGGCCCCCCGUGCAGGGCGUAUCCUGGCACGAACGGCUGGCCUUCGGCAGAAGCUUGGAACGCCCUAAACAAAACCGUCAACGGCCAGCUGCUGCGUCCGACGAUCCUACCUGGCGGCGUCUGCCACAAAGGCCAGCCCAACUACGACGAGUCGCGGUGCGCCGCCGUCGCCAAGGACUGGGAGACGUCCGAGUUCCAUCUCGCAGACCCCAUCUCCGUCAUGUCCAACGAGUUCACCAAUAACACCUGUCUGCCGGAUCCCAAGCUUCCUUGUAGCGCCGCUGGCUACCCCGCGUACGUGAUCAAGGUCACCUCGUCUGCAGACGUUAAGGCAGGUGUGGACUUUGCCCGCAGCAAGAACGUGCGCCUCAAUAUCAAGUCCAGUGGCCACGAUUUCCUUGGCCGCUCCAAUGCUCCCGGAACCCUGUCUCUCUGGACACACCACCUCAGCAACAUCGAGUACCACCCAGGCCAGUUCAAGCUGGCAUCUGGCCGCACCUUUACGGGCAACUCCGUCACCUUUGGCAGCGCGGCAAUCAUGUGGGACAUUUACAAAUCCCUUGACCAGUACGGUCAGACCGUGGUCGGCGGUGGCUCCAAGACGGUCAGUGCCGGUGGCUACAUUACCGGUGGCGGCCACUCUAUCCUCUCUCCUCGCUAUGGCCUCGCUGCAGACCAGGUCAUUGAGAUUGAAGUUGUGACUGCCGACGGCAAUAUCCAAAAGGUCAACCAGGACCAGAACCCUGACCUGUUCUGGGCUCUCCGAGGUGGCGGCGGUUCUACGUUCGGCGUCGUGACGAGUUUCACCGUCAAGACUGUUCCCAGCCCCAAGAUGACCGUCGCCCAGUUCCUUGCCUUCACCGUCCCCGGCGCCCCGUUCCUCAGUGACCUCAUCGGCUAUGUCGGCGCGCAGAGCCCGGCCCUGAUGGACGGGGGCCUCUCCGGCUACAACCUCGUCAACCGCAACUUCUCCAACCCCGCACCCGGCUCCGGCCUCCCCGACUACCUCGCCGGCUUCCAGGGCCGCUUGGCCGUCCUCGACGACCCCCACGCCAACGACACCAUCGCCGCGCUCUUCAAACCCAUCAACGAAACCAUCAACAAGCGCUGGCCCGGCAAGGCGGGCUUCUUCAGCAGCAACACCGAGUACUCGUCGUUCCUUGACUUCUUCGCCGCCAACGCCGACACCGAGACGGUCGGCGACAACAAGUACCUCGUGUCCCGUCUGCUUAACAAGGAGGCCUUUGACGACGAAAAGGCCCUGGGUGAGGCUUUGCUGUCGGGCACCGCCCCGAUCGGCUUCUCGACCUUCUUCCUGGUCGGCGGCAAGGGCGUCCAAAAGGCCAAACCAGAGGGCGGCAGCAGUGCGGUCAACUCGCACUGGCGCACCGCCUACGUCCACACCAUUACCGCAACCGAGGGCGUCCCCUUCGACAAGGCAGCCACCGACAAGAACCUUAAGGAGCUUGAAGAUGCGUGGGCGCCCGUCCGAAAAAUCACGCCCUCUUCCGGCGCCUACCUCAACGAGGCUUCCAACUUCGAGCCCAACUUCCACGAGAGCUUCUGGGGCACCAACUAUCCGCGCCUCGCGCAGAUCAAGAGCAAGGUCGACCCCAACGAUGUUUUUUGGUGCACACCGUGCGUCGGCAACGAAGGCUGGCGCCAACAGGAGAGUGGCCAGCUUUGCAGAGUCUAG